UCAAUUCUCUCGAUUUCUACCCCGACUUGAAAAGGAAAGAAAAAACAUCACCACAUCUCCACAACUUGCUCCAAACGAAAACCCCAAGCUCAAUCCCCCAAUAAACCGUCAUUACCCUCAAAAUAAUAAUCACCCCAAAUGCAUAUCCUCUCAUUAAUUAAAUGCCAAUAAAAUUAGUGUAUUUUUUAACUGUGGCGACUGCAUCGCCAGAAUGGAUUAUGGCAGGCGGCUUGUACUAUAAAUACACCGAUUGGACGGGGUAAACAAACUUGACCUCAUCGGAAUUCUUAUCGGCUUGCAUCAGGGCAUUUCUCGAAGGAGACAGAGCUGAUUGAUUUCAACGGUCAUUUUUGAAUAAGAGCCGAGGGGAUUGACUGGAACAUUGAUAACGGUGGUAAAGGCAAAUUCAAGGAUGAAGUGGUCACCAGCUCCGUUGUUUAGUGAACAAGUCACUGAAUUGACGCGGGUAUUUUCACAGUGGAAUGAGUGCGAACAGACUGUUGUACUUUAUGCACUUUUGAGGGAGAUACCUGCGGUACAGGCGAAAUUCUUGGCCGAGGCUGUACAACAUUCGCUACAGGCUGUGCCAGAUCUUGAUACACAAGAAUUAAAUGCUAAUAAUCCAGCCUUCAUAAAUUCGCUGGUAACAGAGCCCACAGAUAAUGCAAUCCAUCAGCUUCUGAUGCAUUUGCCACUCCUUCGUCCAGGAAACGCAGAGUGCAAACGAGCUUACCUGGUGGUAAUUCCAGAGAUUCUGUCGCAUGCACUGCAGACCCCCCGUUACACAGAGCAAACCCAACAGCUUCUCAGCUACACAUUAAUCCACCCAGCAAUAACAAACCAGGAACGUCGAUCUCUCUCACAGCUUAUGAAACAUCUCCAAGAUAGGAUAAGCUGUAGUCCAGCCAUUCACAGCCUCGACGAGUACACAAACACUCCCAUAAGAUGGGACCCAGCGUGGCAGAGAUUAACCAACAAGCCUCAACCAAACAAACAGACCAACUUCGACAAUUUCCGAGGCUCUGGGAAUGGAUUCAGUCUGCACUUUCAGCAGCCUGUGGCACGACAGAGACGAUCUAACAGUCUGACCCCACCUGUAGCACCUCCACAUCAUUUAGAAAUAGCAGAACGUACGAAUAACACGAAUAAUGCAACAAGACACAAGCCAAGGAGCUUCAGUGUCUCUGGAGACAACUCAAGUCUCAUUGGAUUGGGUCCACUGAGUCCCCAGAGCUCGUGCACAUCUUCUGGAAGUGAGGGACGACUCGAUGAGGCAUCGAGUAGAACUCUGUCCAGUGGAAUGAGGGAUGUACCUGCCUGGCUCAAGACACUUCGUCUUCACAAGUACAGUUAUCUAUUUGCUACGAUGAGUUACGAAGAGAUGCUGGAGCUGACUGAGGACCAGUUGGCUGAGCAGGGUGUGACAAAGGGUGCUAGGCAUAAACUCGCAUUGUCUAUUGCCAAGCUCCAGCAGCGGUACAGUACGUUGAUUAAUCUCGAGAAAGAUCUCAUUCAACCUGCCAGAGAGGGCAGUCAACCAGGCUCGUUCUCACAAGCACCUACUCUCUUAGUUUCUACGCUUGACGAAUUAAAUACCAUUUUGGCAACACCAUUCAAACCCAGUCAAGAAAAUGACGUGCAGGAUAUCCCUGGACAGUUCACUAGGGUUCUCGGAAAAUUGUGCAGCAGAUUAGCAUUGGAGAGUGUGGAUGAUGGUGUAUUGUGUGCUUGCAUUAACAUUUUGGAAAAGGUGCUCCAACAUGACUGCUUCACUCCAAAUCAGAAGGAAAAGGUGCAGCAGUGGCGCAGUCGAUUGGGAAAUCCACGACCAACACCCAAGUGGCAGCAUAUUAAUUAUGGCUACAACAGCAGAAGAUUUGGCAAUCCUCAAUCUCACAAUUCAUCCCACUGCAGAAAACCGAGCCUCAAUUUGCCACAUCUUCACACCAAUCAUGCUCAGAGCACUAGUUUUAUGGUCAGUCCGCAUAGGAACAGUAUUUCUACGCCGUAUUUACAGAACAAUCACAAUCAAGGAAUGAGCCAGGGUAAUCUACGAACCAUUCACACCACCGAAAAACGACCCAGUCUGCAAGAAAACAGUCUCGAGUUACUCCAAAAAACUCUGCAACGUACGUACAGUGCUCCACGUGAUCACUUUUUGAGACAACCAAGCCCACCGUUGGAGACAACAGAUCCAGAAAUAAAUUCACGUCUCGAGUCCCUCUGUCUGCGGAUGACCGAGCAAGCCAUCGGAGGCUUUGGUGAGGCCUAAACAAUUUUUUCUUUUUUUCUUCCUCCACUCUGAAUUCCCUCCCCCUUUAUGUAUAUCUCUACCCAGAAUUCAUCAUCACUAUAUAAAGAAAAACACAGAGAAAAAGGAAAAAAAAAGUUUAAAAUAACGGUAAAAAAGUAAAAAAAAAACAGCAGUGACCUACCCCGUAAUUUGUUUUGUCUCUAAGAAUGAAUUUGUAAAUGACAUUUUAAUGAAAACAGGAACAUUUGUGACUGUAUAACAUAUUUAAU
Messenger RNA from Fopius arisanus, 2523 nucleotides. RefSeq names its product sterile alpha motif domain containing protein 4 smaug (gene smg). Bases 413 to 2272 code for a protein of 619 amino acids. The transcript has 4 exons. NCBI's taxonomy places the organism in Eukaryota, Metazoa, Arthropoda, Insecta, Hymenoptera, Braconidae. Gene Ontology annotation, biological process: nuclear-transcribed mRNA poly(A) tail shortening; negative regulation of translation; regulation of mRNA stability. Gene Ontology annotation, cellular component: P-body. The record is from RefSeq and is a predicted model, not a curated record. Gene Ontology annotation, molecular function: protein binding; mRNA binding; translation repressor activity.